AUGACCCUGGCAGUGCAGCAGCUCGCUGACUACUUGCCAGAACUGGGCUUCAAGGUCAGCCAGCUGAUCCCUCGAGCUCGAAAACCCCUGGUCACGCUGGAAGACACGAAGAGCGUCCUGACGGAGGUUGAUGUUUCCAUUAACAACAGUCUUCCGCUGUACAACUCCCAACUGCUCCGGGCAUACUCCAUGUUGGAUCCGCGGGUGCGUCCUCUGGUCCUUCUGGUCAAGGUCUGGGCAAAGGGGAAGAAGGUCUGCGGUGCACAGGGUGGCAACCUCUCGUCGUAUUCGUGGACCAUCAUGGUCAUCUACUUUCUUCAAUUGGUCGGCCUGCUCCCGUCGCUUCAGCUCCUUUCCAAAGAAGAAAGGACUCUGGAGACGAGGGAUUACUGGGCCCACGAGCGGCCGUUUGAGGUUGGCUUUCUCACGGCCGAGGACUACAAGAAAGACGUGGCAGACGGAAAGAUAGCCGCACCUUCUGGAGAGGAGAACCUGACCUUGGCAGACCUUCUCUACGGCUUCAUGCAAUUCUACUCGAAAGAGUAUCAGUGGGGCUCUGAAGCAGCCUGGCCACAACUUCUCUGGACUCCUCCAGCACGCUUAGUUGGGUGCUGUUGGCUUUGCAGAGGUGGUCUCUGUGCAGAAGCCUGA
Symbiodinium pilosum is the source of this 651-nucleotide messenger RNA. NCBI's taxonomy places the organism in Eukaryota, Dinophyceae, Suessiales, Symbiodiniaceae. The record is from the annotation of a GenBank genome assembly.